Messenger RNA from Naegleria gruberi, 662 nucleotides. RefSeq lists its product as uncharacterized. Gene Ontology annotation, biological process: translation; negative regulation of translation. Gene Ontology annotation, cellular component: cytosolic large ribosomal subunit; ribosome. NCBI's taxonomy places the organism in Eukaryota, Heterolobosea, Eutetramitea, Acrasida, Naegleriidae. The transcript is spliced from 2 exons. Bases 16 to 630 code for a protein of 204 amino acids. The record is from RefSeq and is a predicted model, not a curated record. Gene Ontology annotation, molecular function: mRNA binding; structural constituent of ribosome.
AAAAAAUCGCAAAAGAUGUCUACAUUCAAUCGUACUGUUGUUCUCGAUGGUAAGGGUCACAUCUUGGGUCGUCUCGCUGCCCACGUUGCCAAGGAAGCUUUGAGCGGAAAGAAGGUCGUCGUCGUCAGAUGUGAAGAACUCCUUAUCCAAGGUAAGAUGAAGAGAAACAAGGAAGCUUACGAAUCAUACUUGAGAAAGAGAAUGAACACCAAUCCAAGAAAGGGUCCAUUCCAUCACAGAGCUCCAUCUCAACAUCUCUACAAGAUCAUCAGAGCUAUGGUCUCCAGAAAGACUGAAAAGGGUAGACAAGCUUUGGCUAGAUUGGAACUCUUCGACGGUGUCCCAGCUCAAUACAACCAAGUUAAGAGAUUCGUCUGUCCAUCUGCUCUCGCUGUUACCAUCUUGAAGCCAAGCUCACCUGUUACUAGAGUCGGUGACUUGUUGAAGAGAAUGGGUUGGAAGUAUCACGAUGUUGUUGUUAAAUACGAAGAACAAAGAAAGCAACAAAAUCAAGCUUACGUUGCUGAAGUCAAGACUUUGCAAAAUCUCAAGAGUGAAGCUACUGAACAAUUGAGUGGUAACACUGAAUUCCAAACUGUUGUCAAGAAGUUGGCUGAAUUAGGCUAUUAAAUAAAUUAAAACACACCAUAUAAAUUCAAAAA